Messenger RNA from Musca domestica (house fly), 10034 nucleotides. RefSeq lists its product as uncharacterized. The transcript is spliced from 9 exons. The record is from RefSeq and is a predicted model, not a curated record. Lineage: Eukaryota; Metazoa; Arthropoda; Insecta; Diptera; Muscidae. The coding region runs from base 1624 to 5331 and encodes 1235 amino acids.
AGAAUUCUACCAACUGUGGCAACCGUGGUUCAGUCUUCACAGGUUCGUUUCACAGUGUUGUGUUACAGUGUUGUUCCAAACAUCGUCGCGUGCGGUUGUGGUGUCGCGUGAUAUUGUUUCUCAUCCCCCGCAAAGCCCCAAUUUACACAGUCUCAUGAAGGGGAGAACCUCAAAAUUCUUCAGUUUAAAUGUGUUUAAGUUCGCCGCAAGAAAAGCUAUUUAAUGACCACAAAAAAAGAAGAAGAAAUGAAACGUGAAGUGUAAGAAAGAAUUUGCAAGAAAAGAAUAAAUGUGCAAAAGAAGAAACCAAGUGAUUUGCUUGCAAUUUGAUGUAAGGUCCUUAUUAAAUUACCCGUGUUUCGUGUGCUCUUGUCGCGCUAUUUCACCCAAUAAAUAAAUGGCAAAUGCCCUCAGGUCAUACACAUUGGAUUAACGAACGCGGAGAAGAGCUGGGUGUUUGACAACAACAGCAAUAACAGCAAACUCAAACCAGAAACGAAAGGUGAAAAAGCAGACAAACAAUUUCAGCUGUAACCUAACAAAAGCUGGGUGAACAAUCUCUUGUGAUAUAGUCGGAAAAGUAGGAAAACUUCGAUUUUAUACUGACACAACAGUUAUAAGAAACCGUUUAUGUUUCAAGUGAUAUGUAAAUUUUCGCGCUUUGAAGAAAAAACAGCCACAAAAAAAAAAAAAAAAAAAAAAAAACAAAAAUAAAAACCGCUUUUGUAAAUAGUGAAAAUAGAAUGAUGUGAAAACCUAUUACGAAGAAGGCGAAAGUCGAAUGUAUAUAUUUUUUUAAAUGAAAUCCUCAAAAUAUCUGUGAAAAUAUAGAAAACUUAAGUGAAACCCAAACAAAUCAAUCGCCAUGUGAGUGCUGACGAAAUGAAUGUUCAAAAAUCGCAUUUUAUGGCAGCUGAGAACAUUGAAGUUAGGCACAAAUUCAUUGAACCAUUUCCACACACCCUCAACUGUUUCAUUUAUUUUGGAAAAUAAAAGUAUCCAUUACAGGACGCUUAAAGAUGCUUUCUCUGGAUAUCCCUCGUGCUAUUCAGGAUUAAUGAUUGGGGCAAAACAUCACGUCAAACAAAUAUCGUCCAAAUAUAUGAGGAACACCAAAAAAAGACACAUCAGCGUUUCACCCAUUAUCAGCUCUCCCCAUCAGUGUAUUUCUUGAUUCUCGCCCUCAUAUUGUUCACAACUCAGCACGCCACAGCCAUUCGUUUUGCAAAGGCAGUAAGCAGUCACUCACAUAACUUGGAGCUAAGUAAACCUGAAUUUCCACUAGCUCAUUACAGAUCAAGAAACGCGCGCGUUCUUAGCACACAACUCAACGACGGCGACUGAGCACAAAAAAAAGGGAAAAAAACAACCAACAAUACAUAAUUUCUUCAGAAGUCAGUGAAUUUUAAAAUUAAUUAUUCUGUAGAUAUAGAAAUGCCUUGGCCAAUAUUGAAAAUAAGCAAUUUUACCAAAAUAAAAUGAAAAAGCAAGAACCAAGAAUUAAUUAAGAAGAAAAUACGUUAACAACAUCUGUGAUCUCAUUUCGUAUAACAAUACAAACAAAGCAAUAGAAGGGAAGGAAGAAGUAAAGUACCAGCAGCAACUGUCGCAGAAGCGAGGAAAAUGACUGAUUUCUUGAAAUUGGCAGAAAUGCAGCGCACCAAUGUCGAAAUUGAACGUCAACGACAUUUGACAAAUUGGUUAAUAAAAAGCAGUCCCCACAUGGCAACACCACAAACGGCGGUAUCCAGCAAUUCCUCCCCAACAACAGCAAUAACGGCCACAGCGCCAUCCAGCGGAGCCGCAGCAGUAGCUUCAACAAGUGCGCCAGUUCCAAGCAAUCUAAAUAGCUCGGGACAUGUUACAACAACGACUAAUUCCUUAUAUCCAGCACCUGCACAUUUCAACUCAAAACAUGGCAGUUCUGGAUGUGUAAAUCCAACAAACAAUUCUGCGGCAAAUCCUGUAUUCUAUUUAAUGGCUAAUAAUUGUAAUAAUGGGACUGUAAGCGGAGGCAGUAGUGCCGUUGGUCUCAUCAACCAUCCAUCGAACAUGGGUAGCAACGGCAAGUACCCGAACGCUUCUAACCACCACCCACCUUCUACACAUCAUGGUUUGCACCAUUUGGUCGAAGGAAGAAAGCCGAAACUUAGACGUUUUAACUCUCAUGAUACAAGUUCUAAUAUGUUUUCGGUAGCUGAUUUCGAAAACGCUCGUUUAGCAAGACGCAAUGAAAUUGAACUGAAGCAACGUUUACAAAGACGAUUGCGAAAUGGAUUUGCUGGCAGCGGAGUAAGUUUGUCUACAAGUGGCACAAGUAGCGGCCAGGGAUUAAAUAAUGCUAACGUGGGCACUGACUAUUCUACGGGUGAUAGUAAGGCUUCCAAAAAUAGUACCGAUUCCCAAAGCGAUCCCCUACCGGUCGAAGAAUUCCUUGAACGUUAUUCACUACCUCGAGUGGUGCGGAUUUCAUACAAAACACCAUUUUCUAACGAAACUCUCCAGUCGUCCUCAUCCAAUAACUCCUCUACCAUAACAUCUACUUCGUCCGCUAGUUGUGAAGGGGACAAAGUCAUUCAGCCAAGCAAAACCGCACACGAUAUGACCAAUUGUAAUACAGGGACUUCCUCUUCAACAUCUUCAGGUGCUGGUCAUAACGACCACGUGACACAGACCUUGGAUAGCAACAGUAGUAGUGAUACGAGUGUCAUGAAAAUGGCGGCAAAUGAAUCAAGUGCUACAAUUGGUGGCAAUAACAAUCAACGUGCAAAUGACGAGGAGCAGGGAGAACUGUUUCUGCUAUAUCGACUGGUUCGUCAGCGAAAUAUUUAUCACGGGCACAACGCAAAAUCAGCGACUACGAGUCGAAAGAAAGGUGUUAUGAUUCCCCAGGAAUUUCCCGGUUAUUUCUCCAUGUUGAAUGAUAAAGGAGUUCCAACAGCAACUUUGUAUACUUCCCUUGUGCAAUUGGUAAGGGAACGCGUUUGCAAAUUUGUUUCGGUCGAGAAUAUGGCUGCAUUUAUGGAUUCCCAGCCGAAUGGCAGCAGUGCUAACUCGCCCACCGAAGGAUGCUUGCAUAUUUAUUCAUCGAAUACCAAUAACGCUCACAACAGGUCGCAUUACGUGAAGACAACGGCUCGAGGGGGUCAAGUUUUCAAAUUAUUGGCUGUAUAUGAAGACGGAAAACAAGACACACACAAUUCACUAACACCAACAAUAUCUUGCGGUGGCCUAGGUGCCUCGAAACAAAUGUCAUAUCACGGUCGCGAAAAGGAGCGCAAUCGCUAUGCUCAAUUGUUGAAUGAACAAAGGCAAACGCUUUACGUCUCAUUGGCUACUAAAGGAAAAUUUUAUGAAAUCGAACCUGGAAUACCUCAAAUCUUACAAAAACGCCUGGACAUGACCGGAGAUAACACACAAAGAAAACUCAAUACGGAUUGCGUGCAUCGGAUCACGGCCCUGGUAACGCCAAAUAGAGAGCUGCCCGUGACUUUGAAAUACAUUUCUGGGCCAAGUGGGUGUAGUAGUGCAAUUCCUGACAAUAUUUGCAUUAGCCGCAUUAGUACGGAAAACAUAAUAAUUGCAUGUCCCAUUGAGGAUGUUGAAAUGCAAAGUCCCCUGCAUUUGCGCAAACUUCAUUUGACAAAAGAAAUGAAUUUGGUGAAAAAUACUCUGGGCUUCGAAAACGAGCACCGCAUGUUUUCGAAUCCCAAUGUUCAGAAUAUUUUAAAAUUUUGUCAAUUUAACUGUGAUCAAUUCUUGAAAAUGGUAGAAGUGGAGAUUUUGCAAAGGUCUGAAAGAUCCGCGUCCAAAUCCCGUGUGGAGGGUUUAAAAAUUUUAAAGCCGCUACACUUCCCAAAACUGCUAAGGAGGGAAAAGACAACAAUUCCGGCUCAUGAAAAGGAAGACUCUAUAAUUUUCCUAAGUAAAUCCGACUUGGCAAAUAUGGAGAGUAAAGAGCAUCCUUUUGAUGAUCAGGCAAACCGUAUUACAGAAAAAAUGAAGGUUUUCCAAUCUACCAAAAAGAAAUGGUUCCGGAAACAGGAAAAAAAUCACGAAAAGUCCUUAACAUCCAGCGAUAUUGAUGCACACGCAAAGAAAAUGAGUAUGGAGAGAUAUUCGGACAUGUCGAAACUCCUGCAAGAAAGGUUCGGUCACAAAUCGAAUGAGCAAGAAUGCAUCUCGGAGCCCAGUGGGUGCCAGUCGGAUGUCGGGUGUUCUGACACCGAGACAACCACAUUGACCACAAUCGAUGAGCGAUUUAAGAAGUUCAGCUGUACGAAAUCAAAUGAACCAAACACUUUACAGAAAUCGUUAUCUCUGCAGGACAUAGAACUCAUUGGCAGAAAAUACCGAAAGCCUGACGUCUUGACGUCACAUAAUACGACUGACACCAUAUCAGAGUCUGGGACAGAUAUAGAGGAUAUGGAAAAUCGGGAACCGGCGCAAAGUUCAUUUAUAACUGAAAAGCUUUACCACGAAUUCCACGUGAAGACCAAGCAAUACAGUAAAUCCUCAUCAAAUCUGCACCAGUUGUUAAACUUCUCUCUGCCUCAAAAGCUACAAAUAGGAGAAAAUAAGAAAUCUUUAGCCCAGUUGAAAACCCAAGUCGCCAAUAGAAGUGGCGAAAAGCGGUUAGAUUUUAGUAUCGGAGAACCUAUCACGGGACGAAGAGCUGCAGGCGGUUUGUCGCUGCUGGUACAGAACUCCAGCAACGUUCACAACACAUCACUAACUACACCACUGACCCCCAUUCACCUGAUGGAAGAUGACUUGCCCUAUUCCAGUGUAAGAGAUUCCUUGAUAUUGUCCAGUGAUGAAGGCAGUCCGCCAGAUGUACCUACGGGCACCAUGUGCCAAGCUUUACACUUAAUAGAUUACGCAAAGGAAAAUAUUUAUGCUGAAAUUUGUCAUGAAGCCAGUGCUAUUGGUGACAUACCCUUUUCUCAAACCCGCGAUACGUUUUCCGGGAUAACACAUUCCACACAGAUCUCAGACGAUUUUGGGGAUUAUGCCUCCCUCACAUACCCACAGCCUUCUACCGCCAACGUCCUUGGAAAUGCCAUUAGCCGCGUGCAGAUUACUUGUUCAGAGAGUCCCAUAAGUUACCACACAGUCUACUUGGGCGAAGAACGCUUGGGAGAACCACGGCAGCCAGAAAAAGACAGGGACAAGCCAAGAUCUCAUAGUUCACAUGAUCGCUCCCACAUAACUACGGUCGAUGUUGUAAACAAUGGCGGUAACAGUGUACUAUCAAGGUCUCCUAACGCCCACAAUGAAAGCCUGUCUGAGUCAGGUGUAAUAGACAAUAUAUACAAUACGCUCAAAUGAUGACUAAUGUGAUUUAGUUGGAAAUUGGGGACAUCGGUUUUGAGUGUUUUAAGUGGAAACCUUUUCUGAUAUCCUUUUCAGUUCAGAACAUUUCUAAUAGCUGUGAAUAUAUAAUUUAAGGCUCAAAAGUUAAUAUCACAUUGAUCGAAUCACGGGUAUGAUAAAAUGUAAUUCAAUAUUGUCUCUUUGAGAGCAGAAUUGCAUCCAAAUGUCGAUAUUAACAUCAGUCAUUGUAUCGUAUGUUUGAAUGGAAUACAUCAUUUGCAAACAAGUAUUCGUGCCUAGAUUUCUCUUCCAGAGAAACAUUUCUGCUGCAUGUCUCCAAUUUUGAAAACUCAUCCCUCUGCGGGUAAUAUAAAUUUUAUUUACUAAAAACAAAAGACAAAUCUGAAAUUUUGAAACUGUGAAAAACGAAAGUAUUUUUGUAUUUUAUAUACCGAAAUAAAUAAGGAAGAAUUUAAUAUAUAUGAAGAAAUAGCAAGUGUGAAUAGUCUUUGUGCGGCCUUGUUUUUACUGAAAACAAAAAGGAGGCCAUAGAUCACGAUCGAAACGUAUCUCCUUCACACACUCACUGUGAAUUUCUUUGUAUAGACAUAUAUAUUUAUUAUUUUUGAAUUAGUUUGGAUUUUUCCAAUUGUAAUAAAAUAGUCUAUGAAUUUAUAAUUUUGUAAAUUGUGUCUUUCAAUGCAGACGAAAUAAGUAGAAAUGACAACUCAAUGCUAAAAUAAUGUUGCAAAUCUAAUAUAGAUUAUUUUAAGUAAAAAUAUACACACACAAAUUUACAUACGAAGAGGUAUGAACAGAUGAAAACGAAACCCAAUUGUAUUAUAAUGUAAAAUGUAAUUGUUACUCUUAGCCACGUACCCAUAUAAACUAAAGACGGAAACCAGUUAACAGUGCUAAGCAAGUCUAGCUAAUGUCGAAAUAAAUAUAUAAGAAGUCAUUUUAGAAACACGUCAUCAUUAUAGUGGUAUUAUUAGCUUUUAGUUUUAUUUUUUUAAAUCAUCAGCAUCAGAAUCCCUCAAUUCCCGAUGGUAUUUAGCAAUGAUGAGAAACUCAAAAAGUAUUUAACACAAGAAAAGCAUCUUGUCUUUAUUUUAUUUCAGACUCCCUUAGAAAUAACUUGUAUAUACAAUCCACUCAAAGCAUAUAUAUAUAUUGUUGUAUAUUUUUUCUUAAAUAAUAAAGUAUCUAAAAUGUAAGAUAAUAGUUUGUAGAUUGUAAACAUUAAUUAGAGCAUAUUUAAUAUUUUAAUGUUAAAUACAUUUCUAAUAGUUUAUAUUUAAAAUCUAAACUCUGUCACAGAAUUCUCAUUUACUUUAUGAAAACAACAACACUGUAAGAUUAUAUUUUCUGUUUUAUUUUUAAUAGAAAAUUUUGUUUAAAUUUUAACCUUUUGAUUUCGGUUGUUUUAUUUUAAUUGCAUUCGAAAAAUGUAUUAAAUGUUACAGCGUAACGUGUAUAUCCUCCAGUAGAACUAGUUUUUCUGGAACUCGUUUCAUGAUGGUUUCCAUAUUCUACACACAGAACAGACUUUAUGUUAAACAAAGGACUGGCAUUGCAGCAACAACAAAAUGUCCAAAAGCACAAACUUUACAAAACCCAUCUCUUUUGCGACGAAUAUACUUGAAGCACGUACAUUUCAGUGCCAUCGACUAUAUGGAAGUUAUUUGUAAUGCUAACCACAAUAUACACAUCUAUGAAUAUUACUUUUAUAUAUAUUCAACUCAUAUCAUUAUGAAGAUUUACGCCUUCAUCGUUCUCACAAAUAUAUUAAUAUACAGCCAUAAAGGUAAAUAUUUCUAAAACUUAACAAAUUUUAAAUAAACAUCAAGGCAGCUAUUUAGAUAUAAGAAUAUCUGUAAAUUGAGUUAGGAUUAAGUAAGGCUUAGUUGAAGAAGUCUAUCGAACACUAAUGUUGAAUAAAUAAUAAAUAUUCUUACGCUAUGGACAAAUUCACAUGCGUACAUCAAGCCCCGUUUUGUUAGUAAAAUAUAUGCGUGCAUACAUUUGUAUUGAUAAAUAGUUUUGAAAUUAUAAAACUAAUAUGUUGAUGUGUUGGUAUUUAUAUAAUUAACAAUAUUUCAAUGAUUUUGCUGAUGCCAGGGAAUUAACUCUAGAAGGAAAAACUUAACACGGAGACUAUGUUAUAAAAUACAAAUAAAUCUUCUCCCGCGUUUUGUUUAUUAAUUUUAUUUACUUUAGAAAUGAAAAUUAACAUAAAAUAGAAAAAAAAAACGGAGUUCUUCGUUUCGAUGAAUGUAUACCACAUACUAGGGUUAUUUUUUUAUAUUUCAUUUCAUACCAAUACUACUGAAGAGAAAAAAGUGAAGAACAUCCCAAUCGCAAGUGUAUGCUCGAAUUUAUGAUAAAUUUCUUUUAAUAGUUUUAAGCCCAAAUACAAGAAUAAUUGUAAAAAAUCAACAAAUGAAUACACUCACAAACUAACUAUGAUAUUAGAUUGUAAUCGAAUAUUAACAAGAACAAAUACUGUAUAUAACCUACAACCGCGUGAGAAAAAACGAAGUUUUGUAAUUAAUCUCAAAACAGCUGUGUAAACUUGAAUUUAAUUUAGCGAAAAGCAAUUAAGGAUUAUACUUCUCUCACAUAGAGCUCGAAAGAUGCAAUCGCAUUACGUUGAAGUAAAAAGCGCCCAACUAAUAUGUAGUAAUAACCCCCUAACAACCUCUUUUCAUAAUAAAUGUGAUAGAAUCCCAGUUUAGUAGUUGAUAAAAUAACAAAUAAUUUAAUUUAGUGUGUACAUUAUCAUGAUCCUAAUAAUGAUCAAAUUUUAGAUUGAAGUAGUACUACUUAUAAUUAACAUUAUUCGAAAAAGUAGUUUAAAACUAAGUGCAUCUUCAAUGCAAGCAAAAAUUCUUUUAGAGCGGAGCAAUGUUGAAGAAAAAAAAUCAAUGAUAUUACUUAUUAUAACAAAUAAGCAUUAAAAUAUAUAUAUACAUACUUAUAUGCUAAGUAGUUACGCAAGUAUUUAAAAAAGCAAUUUCAGUUGGUUAUCAAUCGCCAUGUGGAAUCUUGUUUUUGGGACAUUACAUCUUCUAGACUGGUGUAAACUUAGUGACGUGAUUCGAUUACCUUUCCACUUAUUCGAAAUACGCUGGCGAUUGAUGAUUCAAUAAUUCUGCUGAUAUAUAGAACUAAUUAUAUAUUACUAGGAAAAAUGAAAACCAAGACAAAGAAAACCUCCCGCCAGUAUACUUAUGUAAUAAUUCAAAUGGUGUGAUAACAAAUUAAUAUCCGAUCGGUAUAUAAUUCACUUUCAUUUCAUCAUCCUACGUCCUUUUCUAAGCUGUUAAGAUUGAUUACAUUUUUAUACUUUUUUACAUUUCGAAAGGAAUAAAAGAGAUAGAAAAUAGCAAUGAUGCAGUACUAGCAGGCAUUGCUGCAUGCAGAGUGUGUGCGAUGACAUCCAAGUAGCAAAUAUAUGUAUAGAUAUGUAACUAACCAAUAAAAAAAAAUUUCAUCAGGGAUAUAUAAUGGCGGAUCUUAAUGAAAAUGAUAAAAUCAAUCCAUUGAAAUGUAACAAAAAUAAAUCAGGAUUAUGUAAAUCUUUUGAAAUUUGAGUUUAACACAAACACACGUUUGGUUUCGCAUAAGUUGCAAACGGAUCGAGAUGAAAACCAAAAUAUCAAAAUCAAUUCAAAAGCUCAGCUUGGCUUUAGUUUCAUAGAUUAUUGAUAAACAAAGACAGCAGAAUAUAAAUACAUGUCUCAGACAAAGCCGCCCAAAGGCCUUCACAAAACACUAAAACCUAACAAAACACAGCAAAAGAAAGUAAUCGAAUACAUCUAAUAUAAAUCACGUAAUUAAGAACGUAUGUAGCUUAUGAAUAUUCACCCCCGAAUACAUGAAAUAUACCAUAAAUAGUUAAAUAGAACUGUUGGUUCUUAUUCAAUUCAACAUUUGUAAGACCCCAAAACAAGCCAGUAUCGGAAAAAUAUGAAGAAAAAUAGCAUUAUGCAAUAUAUACCAACAUAUAUACAUUAUACAUAAAAUCCAGAGUCGGUGUCUAUGUUAUUAAAAAUAGAAAAUGUUGACAUAAUACUUUGAACAUUAUUAAUUAAAAGGAUUCUUUAUACCACACGCGAGCCGUAAAAUGGCUAAAAAUUACAAACUCACAAAACAACCUAAUUCACAAUAACCAUUUAAGAAAAAGCUCUCAGUGUCUCAGCAUGCAAAAUUGAAACCUCAAACACAAUCUUACAAUAGUAGAGUUGCUUAAAAAUACACAGCUUGUCAGGAAUUCUCUUCACCAUCCAGCUAAAGAUAAGUAUAUAACCUUUAUGCAUUCAGACAGCCAUAGGAAAAAUUCAAAAAAAAAAUGUCCAUGGUACGUUGUUACAGGUAGAGCAUAGGAAAGGAGACCCCCAACCAAUACUUUUGGAUAGGAGAUCGAAGUGAAAGGAUAUUUUCGUGUCUAUUCUUUUAUUAAUAAUAAAACCAAUAGGCCAUUGUUUGCUUAAUCUCCCUCUAAUAACAUAUCUAAAACAUGAUUUAAUAUAUUGAUUCAAUUUUAGGCUAUACACUAAACUUAAUUUCCAAUCAAAUACUGUAAGUUUAAAUAAUUUGGUUAAGCCACUACAUUUUUGGGUAAAUAAAUUAUUAGGAAUUCUGGUAAGACUGAAGGCAGAUUAUAGGAUUAUUUCUGGCUACAAUUUUGUCUGAAUGCUUUGGUCUUAAGUUAA